Messenger RNA from Anopheles marshallii, 2055 nucleotides. RefSeq names its product phenoloxidase 8-like. NCBI's taxonomy places the organism in Eukaryota, Metazoa, Arthropoda, Insecta, Diptera, Culicidae. Bases 1 to 2055 code for a protein of 684 amino acids. Gene Ontology annotation, molecular function: oxidoreductase activity. The record is from RefSeq and is a predicted model, not a curated record. The transcript has 6 exons.
AUGACUAAUAACAAUACGCUGUUUCGUGGCUUGAUGCAGAAACCGUACGAGCCCACGUUCGUACCGAAGGGAGAUGGUAAGCUGUACUACGAUCUGCCGGAUGCAUACCUGACGGACCAGUACCGCCCGUAUGGACCCUCGAUACAGAAUCGCUUCGGCACCAACGCGGAACAGCGUGUGCCGUUCCCAAACAUUACCCCACCGAACCUAGCGUUUGCGGAUGUUGUAAGUCGUAGAGGUGUGUUUUCGGUGUUCAAUGCCGGCCAUCGGCGGGCCGCUGGGCAGCUGAUACAACUGUUUCUCGAUCAACCCAACCCGACCGCGCUGAGUGCAAUGGCGGCAUACGUGCGUGAUCGCGUCAAUGCGCCAAUGUUUCAGUAUGCGCUUGCGAUCGCACUAAUUCACCGCGACGAUACGCGAGACGUGGAGAUUCCGAGCUUUUUGGAGCUGUUCCCGGACCGUUUCGUUGAUCCGGCCGUAUUUCCGCAGCUGCGCGAGGAAAGCAAUCUGUUGGAUCGGGGUAGCAGACGGGCCAUCGACAUCCCGUCCAACUACACCGCAUCGGACCGGAUUGAUGAGCAGCGGGUGGCGUACUGGCGGGAAGACAUCGGCCUUAGUUUGCACCAUUGGCACUGGCAUCUGGUGUACCCGUCGACGGGUCCGGACCGGGUUGUGCGGAAGGAUCGCCGGGGUGAGCUGUUCUACCAUAUGCAUCAGCAGACGAUUGCCCGGUACAACAUCGAACGGUUCGCGAACGGGUUGCCGCGGACACGGUCGUUCAGCCAGCUGAGGGAACCCAUCCCGGAGGCUUACUUCCCGAAGAUUGUGCGCAGUUCCGACGGGCGGGCCUAUUCGUGCCGCUAUCCGAAUCAAUUGAUGCAGGAUGUGAAUCGAACUGAGGAUGAGGCGACGAUCCGAUUGGCGGAUUUGGACGUCUCCAUAAAGCGUAUUUUUGAAGCAAUCGACAAUGGGGUCGCUCAGACGGCGAAUGGAGAUCGCAUUCCACUGGACAACAACAAGGGAAUUGAUAUCCUCGGGGAUAUGCUGGAGGCAAGCACCAUUUCAAUCAAUUUCAACUACUACGGCGAUUACCACCAGAACGGGCACGUCAUGCUGGGGUACAUCCACGAUCCGGAUAAUUCUUACCUGGAGGGCGUCGGUGUUAUGGGCGACCUAACCACAACCAUGCGUGAUCCACUGUUCUAUCGCUGGCAUCAGCACAUCGACGACAUCUUCGUGCGCCACAAACAACGACUGCCAGCGUACACAGACGCUGAUCUUGCAUUCAACGACAUUACGGUGGAUUCCUUCGAGGUGCAGCUGAACAAAGCGAACGCACCGAAGAACGUGCUGCUCACCUUCUGGCAGCGGUCACAGUUUGAUCUCGGCACGGGGUUAGAUUUCGUGCCGGAGGGCAAUCUGUUCGUGACGUUCACCCACAUCCAGCACGCACCGUUCAGCUACCGGAUACAGGCGAACAACAGCAGCGGUAGUAUGCGGCGUGGCACUGUUCGUUUGUUUCUGGGACCGAAAGCGAACGAACGCGGGCAGGUGUUGCCCUUCCGUGAUCAGCGUCGUCACAUGGUGGAGGUGGAUAAAUUCACAGUUGACUUACGGCCCGGACAGAACUCCAUCGUCAGACGUUCCGAUCAAUCGAAUCUAACCAUCCCGUACGAACGGACGUUCCGGAACAUAGCCGCAUCGAGCCAACCGGGGACGGAGGUGUUCCAGUUUUGCAAUUGCGGAUGGCCAUCCCACAUGCUGCUACCGAAAGGCUCGGCAGGCGGUCUGGAGUAUGAUUUUUUCGUCAUGAUUUCCAACUACAACCAGGACCGCGUGGAAGAGUUUAAUGAAAACGAUAACUGCAACGAUGCGCACAUGUUUUGCGGUUUGCGUGGUCGUCGCUUUCCCGACGCCCGCAGCAUGGGCUACCCGUUCGAUCGGUUCACACCGAGCACCGUCGGCAGCUUGCAGGACUUUACGCGCCCGUACGGCAAUAUGGCUGUGACACCCGUGUCGAUUCGCUUCACAAACACCGUCAUUGCACGCACUUGA